Anopheles stephensi (Asian malaria mosquito) is the source of this 10259-nucleotide messenger RNA. RefSeq names its product protein stum (gene stum). Gene Ontology annotation, cellular component: sensory dendrite. Lineage: Eukaryota; Metazoa; Arthropoda; Insecta; Diptera; Culicidae. Bases 2616 to 7865 code for a protein of 1749 amino acids. The record is from RefSeq and is a predicted model, not a curated record. The transcript is spliced from 11 exons. Gene Ontology annotation, biological process: sensory perception of mechanical stimulus; proprioception; taxis.
UCUGGCUUACUAGUCUUACCACGUAGUUGGAUAGUCAGUCCUCACUACGGGGGAACGGUGCGGAUGGGAUUCGUGCCCCGAUCCUGCCUUAUGAAGACCGGCACCGUUGUCCACCACCGGGGCGCCCUUAAACUUAGAAUCUUGUACUGUUUAUGAAAAAGAAAACAUUUGAUUUGUUGUUCGUUUUCUGUUUGUUUUCGACGGAAAUGCAAUGGAUAUCUGUUUUUGAUUGUUUUAUGUUUUCCUUAUCUUAAUUUAUAGUUUUAUAAUUGGAAUGAGAUACAAAUCCUGUUUUUUUAUUUUUAGUAAGAGUUUUUUUUCUUCACAUCUUUAUAUUUCGGGGUUUUUAUCUUUGGAAACUUUCCUCUCUCGAAAGUGUCUAUGUUUGUUUUCUCUUUUGUCUUGACACAUUUUUGUUUGUUUUUCUAUAGAUUUGUAUUAUAAUUACAUGUUUUCUAUUUAUGGAAUAGAAAGCUUCUGUUUUGUUGAUCAUUUUCCGUUUGUUAUUUGUAGUUAUGUAGUUAAUAUACGUCUUUUUUCAUUAUGUGUUUUGACAUCUUUAUUUUACUAAAAUUUAUAUUUGUUUUUAACUAUACAUUUAUUUUAUGCUUACGAUUCCUACAUUGUGUUUUGUUCCUAUUUUGAGGGAAUGGAUAUAUAAUGGAAAUGUAUUUCCAUUCGGUUACUCUUGUGAGAUAGCAUCACUUAACACUUGUUUCUUUAGAAGCUUAAGGACAAAAUAGAAACUGUUUGAUCAGCUAGCAUUCGUCUCCUAGCUCGAAAUAGCUAUGUGACAGCUUCUCAAUCACCAUCCUAAUGCCGGCUUUGUUUGUUUGUUCUAAAGCGUUACGCUGCUGGUAGGAAGCGUUACACCGCACACAGUAACGCUUGUGCGCCACUUAGCGAACGAGCGGGCAAAGGAAAACAUCACAAAAGUGGCGUCAUUUCUUCUUCUUCGACCGCCCGGCAUCAGAGCCGGUAAAGAGCCCAAACACUUGCCCGAACCACCUGCAGAGAGCCGCCGUGGUGCUUUUAUGUACAUUGCCCAUCCACCGUGAGUUCCUGAGCAGGUGUUCCUCACACACAACCCGCCACUGGGAGAGCGCGCGUUAGUACACCGGUUCGGAUGCCUUCUAAGGCGCUCGGAUCCUUUGAGUGGUUUCAGUUUUCGAGUCGGUUCCGUGCGGGCAACUGCUUGCGAGCGAUUGCUCCGGUGUUUGGAACUGCUGGACCACACAAUUGCUGCGAGGGGAGGGAAGGUCCAGAUGUUCGUUUGGAGGUGUUGGAGUGUUAGUAGACUUAGAGCGAAUAGUGUUAAUGUUUAUUAAGUACAUGACGUGGAAAGUGCAGUAGUCAAAUCUUCCUUAGGGUGGAGUGUGUAUCUAGUUCAACAAGAAGUCAUUAGAAAACUGCCCUCGUUGGUAAGCGUGAAAGCAAGGGUGAAAUUAUACCGCGCUGUUUAACGUUCCACAUAAGCACCACCAAAACAUAAAAGUGUCACUUCCUUUCGCCAAAAAAAAAGCGAGUCCCGAAGGUUUCAAAUGCUUACAUAAUUUCUUUCCACGUGCGUGCAAUCGAACAAGUGCCGUGCAAGGGUAAUAGAAUACAUUACCACCAGGCACCGCACGGUGGUGAAACCCCGGAGUGGCAAUAUCGUGUGACGUCUUUCCCGAAAUGCAAAGAAAGAAAUGAAUUCACAAAGUGCAAUGAAAAUCAUUAAAUUACAGCAGCUUUGCUUAAAGAAGUGAUAACCAUUCUGUGUGUGGAAGGUUUGCUGAUUGAUUGCUUAAAAGUGGCCCGCGAUAGUGUUCCGUUGAUUGUAGAAUUUAAUUAUCCCUAAUGGAAGGUGGGGCCGCGUACCGAGAUCAAUCACCAUGAUGAUCGAAUGAAAAUUGGCGCACGAUUUAUGGCCCUUCGAUACCUAAUCGGGCUGAUGGCAAGAAGGGCUUGGUGCAACCGACGAGCGUGACCACAAAAAAAGUUGUAAAAUAUGUGUGUGGUUUGUUUGAGUGAAAAAUGAUGUGUUCAUUUCCGGUGCGGGUUUAGUACGGGUGGUGGUUCGUUAACGUGCACCACUGUGCCUUUGCAGCUUACCGUGUGGCGUGGGAAGGAAGACAAAGAAAAUGCAGCAAAGCUUCGCCCAAACUAAUGAGUGCAGCGGAAGUAAUCGAUCAUUAAGUGGAACUGUGCAAUAGUCAGCAGGUCAGAAAAUUAGUUCAAUCCAUCAAUCUAACCGUCGGUAGCAGGUGACGUGCAGUUAAAUUCAUCAAAGGGAAGGAAAGCAAAAAUUGAUGGAGAAAAAGGAAAGCUUAAAACGAAGCUAAUUGCAAUAAGGAUACGGAAUUACGGGAAAAUGCAAAGUGAGUGUGACUAGUGGAUUGCAGAUAGCGCAGAUGCACGUUCCCGGCUCAUAAUGGUGACAGUGAUUAUAGUGCGGAUCCUGGUCACGGCACCAAUAGCGGACAUGAUGCCGGCGCGGUAUACAACCACCCAGAGGUGCUGAUGACUAAAGUGUUCCAGUUCCAGCCCGGACCGGACACUAGCGCGACCGACCCGGUUCGACUCCACCGAAGCAACGACAAGCCGACGCUGGCCGACCGGGACGACCGGCCAGAAUGUACAGCCAGAAUGACGGGCGCAACAGCAGCAGCAGCACAGCCAGAGCGUCCGCCGCUUCCACCGUGCCGCACCGCUAUCCGCCGACCCAGCACGCGUACGGCGCGGGGGCACGCGGAUUCCUCGGUAGUUACGGUUCGUCCUCCACACCAUCGUCAUCGUUGGAAAAUCAAAGAUCGGCGGAGGGUGGACACAGUGCCAGCACGACCACGGGCACAGCGACGACCAGCCUGUUUGGCGAUCCGGUACUACCGUCCACCAGGCACGCCGAUCUGCUCGGCGGGGAGGAUCUGUAUCAGAACCUGAAGAACAACAUCGAGCUGUACCAUGCGAAGCUGUACAGCGAGCAGGAAAGGCAGCGGCAGGCCGAACGGGACGCACUGUUUGAGCAGUACGCGAAUGGGGUGGGUGGUGUUGGUGGUGUGCCAGUGAAUGGUGGUGGAGGGGUGAAAACGAUCGUGGGAAACAAUGUGACGAAUUACAGUGAAAUGCCGGCUAGAAGUAAAAAUUUCGGAAGGACUCAGUCGGCGGGCCUUGGCGUGGAUCACAGCAAUAGCCGAUCAAACAUAUUCGAUAUGGACCUGCUGAAACAGAACGAUUGGAUCGACUUCUCCGAGCACGAGUACCAGCACAGCCUCAUACCCACCAACAGCCGCACCGUGGCCGAUGUGCAACAGUUCACCGGUGGCAACAUAACGCGCCGGAUCGAAAAUGGCGUCUUCCAGAACCCGCGGGCGGCUGCAGCGGCCCGCGCCUCCCGGCGCAAUUCCAUCACCGACUCGAGUGCGUACGGCAUGCGUGGACCGAUGGUCGAGAUGGUGGGUGAUCACGCAAACGGAACGGCCACAUUUACCGUGCUGGGCCAUGGGCCGGUCGGUUAUGAGGAGGGAGCAUCGGCACUGCCCGUUGGAGGUAUUCACGAUCCUUCCACGUCGAGUGAUGCGAACAGUGAGUUCGAGCGUAUGAUGCGAUACGGACGGACGGAUCCAUCGACUGCCAUUAUCAGGGAUAAGAUCAACACGGGAUCUAACUUUAGAGUAUCGGAUGCACGACAACACAAAAACACCGCCUUCACCAUCAUUAACGAAGUCCAGCCCAAGUCCAGCUCGUUCGAUUUGGCCGGUGGUAACAGAUACUCCCCGUACCGUGACAAGCACCGGCUAGCAUCCUCCCGCAUCCUCUCCGCUAGUUCCGCCACCCACGGUACCUCGAACGUCGGUUUCUACGGCUACGGUUACGGUGCUGACUUUACUGAAGACGGUUCCGUGAGUGCCCCGCACGGCCAACGACGGCGUUUCAGCAGCUCCGAACUAUCGCUCAGUACGAUCGGAGGAGGACGUACCAAAGACGGCCACCCGGCCGAGGGAUCCGCUCGAACGAAACGUCCAACAAAGUCGAAAACCUCGCUCUCACUAGCAUCGAAUCCGGGCCGACGGCAGCGAGGAGUUCUCGAGGUGAUCAGCAAAAAAUCGACCGUGCCAAGUGCCAAAGUGACAAUCAUGCAGCCGUCAGAGGAUGGACGAUCGAUAACACCCACGCCGAGUGAAUCGGGCCUCUCUGGGACGGGGACGGAUGGGGAUCGAAUAUCCAUCCCGGAGCAUCAGCUAAAGAACAUGAAGCUGUUUGGCUAUAAACCAUUCUCCGGGCGGCCUACCCUCUCUCCCGUGCCGGAUAAAGGCUCGAUGGAAAGCUCUCAGGCUGAUCUAAAGGACGGGGCGAGUGGUGGUAAGGAAAGUGGAAAGAAGGGAAGACCUGUUUUUAACAUCCGAGGACUUCUAAUGUCACCUCGAUCGAGAGACAAAAGUAAGGAAACGUCACCGGCCGGUGCAGAAGAUAGCAAAGAACCUUCCGUCGAACCACCGCCGAAACCAUCGGACAGCAAAGAACCCGAAUCGCAAGCAUCACCACCGAAAAAACGACGCUUUAAUCUCGCCCGUGCUAUCAUUGAAAGUGCACGCAAAGGCGGAAGCGCUGAGCCGGAGCCGGAAAAAGUAGUCAAGCAGCAAAGUGUAAAGGAAGAAGAUAGUGGCGAGAAACGGAAAAUGGCACUGAAGAUGAAGUUUGGGAUUGUGCGGUCGGGCGUACGAAAGGAUUCGGAAGGGAACGGUGUGAAGGAGAAGCGUGCGGAUGGGAAGAAGGGAAAGGGCGUGAAGACGGCAACAAAAUCGGGAGCAGCAACAGCAACCAGUGCAAAGGGCAAAAAGAAAGCUGUCUCAAACAAGAAGGGAUCAAGAUACGAAGAAGAGGACGAUGAUUAUUUUGAUCCUUACAGGCAGCGAGAACGAGAGGAGGAAGCGAGAAAGGGGAAGAAGUCCACCGGAGGUGGUGGAAUGUUUAAGAGUGCUCUCAGCUACGCAGCCAGCUUCCGGACGCGUAGUGAUCGUGCUGGAACGGCAGGUCCUGGAGGACGACGGAAGCCAGCCGAUGCAGAUCUUCCCAAAGGCGCUGUGAAGGGAGCUGCGAAAGGCGGUGUACAGAAAGGAGCUGCAAUGGAAAAACUGACCCCAAACGCCCGUCGAAGAGAUAAGAGUGCGAAGGCAGGAGAAAAAGACACGCGAGGAAAAGCUGGAGGAACAGGGAUGAGUGGCACGGGGCGCGUGAAGAGUGGGAAAGCACAACCAAGUGGCGCUGCGGGGAAUCGAGCGAAAUCGGCUGCCGGUGCACGCGGGAAGCAACUCCGACGAAGUAGUUCAGCCGUUGGACUCGAUCCCGGACAACUUCGGCGAGCGAAUAAGCUUUACGAGAAGAAUCAGAAAGCUUCCACGGGGGCCGGAGGUUCAAUGGGGGCUGGGAAGAGUGGACGAGGGGGGAAAAGCAGUAGCUCCCUUAUCCAAUCGAAAGCGAACCGUCACUCGGACAACGAUAUGGCUGGGUCGGGCGGAGGACUAGCGAAAAGCGAUAGCCGAGGGGAGAUGCGUGGAAAGACGGCCUCCAAAGCGAUGGAUGGUGCGGGAUCGGACGCCAAGGAUCGGAUCGAGAAGCGUGACUCGGAGAAGUCACUGAAGAAGAGUGAUAGCAACAAAUCUCUCGCGACAAUGGGUGGAAAACCGAAGAAAAGUGACUCGAAAAGUUCGCUUAUUAACAAGCGUUCAGAUUCUCGUUCGAGUCUUCAUCAAACUGCUGCUGGUGGUGGAGCUUCAGGUGGGGAGGCUUCUACAGGUGGUGGAGAUAUGUCCGGGACAGAGCUUGGAGGUAAAAGUCCUCUGAACUCGCUCACCGAGGGAGCUCCAGAGGUGGGAGUUAAAUCAGCUCGACCCACACCGAAACUCCAGAGCAAAGGAUCGCUCCUUAGCUUGAUCAGUUUGAAGGGCAGCAAGCGCAACUUGGAUCGUGGCGCUGGAGAUGCUGGACAACGUCCCGACACUGCCACAACUGCAGCUACCGCAGUUGACGGUGCGAUGGCUUCCUCAACGCGGCUGCAGUCCGCCUCAGUGCGAAACGCACCAGGGACGGCCACCUCGGGUGGUGAGGGAGCGGCAGAAGAUACGGUCGGAUCUCGGGCGGCCGGUAUGAACGAAAAGCCCACCAGCACGAAACCACUCCGUAGGAUGAUGAGCCGUGGAUCGUUACUCUCGAUCAAAAGUAUAGCUCACGCACGAUCCUUCACGAACAUUCGGCCACCGACGGCAGCAGGUGCUGCAGGGGCGGUAGGAGAAGGGGAGGCCGGGAGCGGUGGUACGAUGGCACCGCAAACCAUGCAGAAGGUGCAGGAAGGUUCCCAGGAGCACGAUGAUACGACCGACACGGAAACGAGCCACGGUGGUGGUGGUGGUGCCGGUGGUGAUGGACAAGGAUCGAUGGGAGUGGCCACACACGAGCUGACGGUGGCGGGGGACGGUGAAGGUGAGAAGGUUUCGAACGAGUACAACGGAGAGCACCGGAUGAAGUCACCGAUGGCGGAGCACAAGCAGCAGCAGCAGGGUAGCCGCAGUCCGGGAAUGGAUAACGUUUCAAGUGCCAACACGGAGUCGAUGCGUGAUCGGACGAUGGGUCAGGAGGGAGCGGGUGGCACCAACAACAGCGACGAGUUUGACGAGGACGAACAGCUCAAGUGUUCGAAAUGUUGCUGUGCCGGCUGUGCACCCUGCUGGACACGGACCUGCCUACCGUUUAGGCGAUGCUUCCGGAGCUGCAGCUCGUCGUGCUGCGGAGGUGGUCGGAGUCGCCUCGGCAAGCGUAAAGCGGACGGUCAGCUGGCAAACGAGAAGGGCCCGACGAAGGCGACGUCGGACAAGGAACCGGGCAAGAGUUGCUGGGACCGAUUGUUUGGCUGCUGCCGACGGUGCCGUAACUCGAAGACGGCACCGGAAUCUACCGCGAUCGUACAGCGUGCACCGGCUGCAGCGGAAUCGAAACCAAAGUCAUCCUGCUGGCAGUCACUCAACUGUUGCGCCAGCUGUCGUCGGAAUAAGUCCCGUGAGCUGGUGCCCCGUUCCUCGAUCGAUAGCGAUCCACCGGCGGAAGAUCAAUCUAGAUGUCGCACGUGCUGGAGUAAGCUGCUGUGUUGCUGCCGACCGAAACCGGCUGACGACGGCAAGGGUACGCAGCUCAAGCGCCACAAGAUGGAGGAACCGGUCGAGAUGGAGACGGUGAAGUGUUGCUUCUGCUUCAAGCGCCAGCGGCCGAAGGUGAAGGCGAAACCGAAGAAGAAGGUUCCGGUAAAGUCAACCUUCAACUGUCUGAGCUGCUGUAUGAUGUGCUGCAAGAAGAAGGGUGACAACCAGAGCCGGCGGACGAGCAAUCUGAGCAAGAAGCAGAGCAUUGCGCCAACGAUUCCACCGGAGGACUUGCGGCCAAAAAUUGAUAUGUCACUGGUCGAGCACUCCUCUUUGAUGCGUGGUGCUAUACCGGUGCUUCCGAUCUGUUUGGCCUACUUCUGUUUGUUCCUAAACGUAGUCGUGCCCGGUUCCGGGACGGUGCUUUCCGGCGGGCUGUGCCUGUGCAUCGGUAAGCCACGCUUUUCCCAGCACGACUCGAUAAAGGGCCGCAUCGGUUCGUUCAUCAUCAACUGCAUCGUUGGCGUGUCGCAGUGCUUCACCAUCAUCUUCUGCGUCGUCGGAUGGGGAUGGGCCAUCUGGUGGGGCACGAUCAUGAUACGGUUGGCAAGACAACAUCGAAAGAUUCUUGAGAUGGAAGCGGCCCAGGAGGAGGGUGAGGAGCAGACGACACUCUCCAACCGGACCGGUGCAUCCAAUCCACCGGUGGCGCUAGUGUCCAAAACGCACCGGGACGUCGAAACGGGUCGGUAGGUGUAGGUUCCCAGAUGGAUCGCGUCAGUGAUUUAGUAAGCAUGAGGAAAGCGGUUGUACUGCCGUUCAUUUGUACAUUUGAGAGUAACUCCGAAAGAUGACUGCGACGAAAGGAACAAGUUUGUUAAGGUGAUGUAAAGAAAAACACGGAAAGGAAAAACUAAAAACACACCCACACACCUCUCUCCAUUCCCUUUCCUAUCCUCUGUGUUUAAAUGCGUUACUUGGGAAGAAUAAAGUAAAGUCUUUUAACUUUUACACAAAACCAUGCACCUCGGUGUUGUUCGUUUUCUUUCCUUCGGUACACCAGCUUUCGACCAGUCUUCCUGUUUUUCUUCUGCAUCCGAUUUAUUACAACCCCGCAAGCAAUUUUUCUCCCGUCCGCUGUCACGCAAACACUUGUGUGGUUGGCGCUGGGUGCGUUCGAUCAGGGGAAACCUACAAUUUACAUAUAGCGUCUCUUCUCAUAGCGAAAUGAGUGUAUGAAUAUAGUAUGAGAAAAAAUAUAUUUAUAUGUAUAUAUGUAUAUGGUUUCUUGUUUCCUUUCUUUAUGUAUAAGUAUAUAUAUACUCAUUCUAGAAGUACGCAAAUGGUUGUGUGUGUGUUGGUGUAUAUAUAUACGAUACAUACAUAUAUAAAUACAGCUCUGUGAUGGUAAUCUUCCCUCCUUUCUUCCAGGGUUUCCUCUACUAUCUUAAUCACCUUUGCAGUUGCCUUGCUCUCCUAUCGGUUUAAGCUUUGUUUUUUUUUUCCACUGUUGUUAGUUUUUUAGUUCCAAAAAAAUAUCGCCAUCGUACUAUUCCGCCGAUUAGUUUACACAUCUUUUCGGGGUUUCUCUUUUUCCUUCUAGACGUUUUUUCUAGCUCAUGUGCUCCGCAGUGAUGUGUAGCGUUAUUAGGUUUAUGCGAUCGAAAUGUGGCGUUACGGCGUGCCGUUUUCUGCAUCAUUUUUGCUAAUGUCUAAAAAUAUGUUUUCAUCAUUCCGUUUCUUGCUUCCGCUUCCUGGGCGCCAAUAUGAGAGACAAUGUGCUUCUAUUCGAUUUUUAGCUCCAUCCUCUUACUCUAUGCAUAUAUUGUUCCGUUACUGCUAGUGCGCAGCCUACCAAUAAGGCUCAAAGUCAUACUUUGUUUUACCUUACUGUUCGCUGCUUUAUUUAAUUUCCCAAUUUCCUUUGCAUUAUUUUAACGAGUUUUUUCUCCGAUUGCGUGUGUGUGUGUUGCGGGUGAUUGAAAGCCAUUCGACGGUUGUGGGUUUGAUUACGAUGAUAAUAAUUUACUGAUUUGGUAGUCCCUGUUUUGGAGCUUACCGUAUUCGGGAUGUAUUAUUAUGAUGAUUAUACUUUAGCUACGGAGAUGUCCGCACACGUUAGCAGAUACAGAUUGUUCAUCAACCAGGUUGCUGGUGUGCGGGGAUCGCUGCACAUAGCUAUUGUCGCGUACAGUUUGAGUAGUGUUUAGCAAACGAAUGGUGAGCAUGAGCUGUGAAAUGCUAGUUUCUAAACGAGCGAUUAAAGGUGGGUAAACAGUACCGGUACGUAAGCAGCCCAUCGUGAUCUGCCAUUCGUCGAUCGGCAGGGAAGUAAAGCAAGCCGAACGUGUUCGCCUCUGCCUCAAUUCAGGUAGUGCAUCAUCAAUCUUGGUGGUUAUCUCUUCGUGCCAGCCGAAGUAAAGUGAACUGAAUCGUGGUGUGGUGGGGGAUGAUCAUUAUCUCGAUCCUACUAUUAGCUUAAAAAUCUCUUUCACAUUGAGCGCUUCACAGUUGACAGAUUAAAGUAGUUAAAAAAAUGAAAAAUUCAACUUCAAAACUCCCUCCACCGUGCACAACAUCAUUGUCUUCUUUGGCUGUAGGAUAAACACUCUUGUACCACAUUGCUCGAUUCGAUCUCUUCCCAUUUGCUUGUAAGCUGAAUUUGAAGAAAAUCGCAAGCUCAUAAGUAGUAGCAGUAGUAAUCCUACUAAAGUUGUAUGCUAAUCGUUUAACCUCUCACAGAAAGCGGCAUCCAACCAAAUGCUCCCAUUCACCAGUAAGUUAGAAAAAUGAGUUAUAAAUUGAAAGCUUUAAGUAAACCCUCCCUCUACCAGUUCUUUCUCCGUGGUCAAAAAACAAUUGGUAUUUCCCUUCCGCUAUGACUAGAAUAUUCUUUUGCUCGGCAUUAUAUGGUGUAGCAGAGAUUGGGGUGAUAAAUGUGCAUUACAGACCUGGUUGCUUUUGACAAGUGCGCUAGAUGGUAAGCUGAAAUAUGACCCCAAACAGACUGAAUGAUAUUAAGCCCGCAGUUCAGACUUUUCCACAACAUCCACCACACAAAAUCUCUUCCCCGUACUGUACCUGACCUGUAACCUGACUACAUUUAUAUAUGAACAAAGAAAAUAAUCCGCAAUGUGAUCCAAAAAA